AAGUCGCGGCGAGGAGGACACGAGCGGCGGUGUGGAGGAGAAUUCUCAGCAGCAGCAGUCAGGCUACGUCUCCGGACAGCGCGAGACAGAGGAAGAGGAAGAGCUGGGGGCGGAAGAGGCGGCGGCGCAGGCGGCGCAGUCUCUGCAGAGCGGCGCCGAGGGCGCCGAUCCAGAGGUACACAAGAGGGUUGCUGCCGUGCAGGUGCAGGUGCAGGGUAUGGAGGGCGACUGGCGGACCUACUGCGAGCAUCCGCUCUCGGUAGCGACCGCGGCGAUGCUGAAUCUGCAGCAGCAGCACCAGGUCUCGGCCGUCGCUAGCCAUGGCGACGACCCGGCCGCUUCCUACGUCUACGAGUACUACAAGCUGCCCGAGAAGAGCGCCGCGGAUGUCAAACUGCCACCCACUCACGAGCUCUGGCCCACGGGUGUGAUGGGCCAGAAGCUGCUGGUGCAGGAGGCGCCUGGCUCCGGUUCCGGUUCGACGAAUCGCAUGGAAGGCGGCGAAGGCGCCGGAGGAGGGGAGCUACACCACUUCCUCCAUCAGUACAACCAGCAGUCCCACAGUCCCGGCCAGAGCCUGCAGGGUGGCCUUCAGCUUCCGCUUAGCCCGCCGUCCCUCAGACACGACGGUUCCUCGAGCACCGGCAUCGCCGGAGUUAAAAGGGAACCCGAGGAUUUGAGCUCGUCGAGAGGGGCGCAGCAGUCCAGCAAGAGGCACAAACAGGCGCAGCCCGACAGUCCCACGCCACCGGGGAUGUACCAUCAUCAUCAACAUCAACUACAGGUACAACAGUACGGCAGUCACUACGACCCCUACAGCUCGUGCAGCCCGCGGCUUCCGUCCACGGCGUACACGUCGACCUCGGCGACGGGCGCGGCGAACGCUGGGAACCCGAGCGGACUGCACCAGGAGCCGACGGCGGUCUACGUCACCGGCGACGCUCUGCCACCAUUGGCCUCCUCGAGCUCGUCCUCGUUGUCCACCACGACCGCUUCGUACACGAGGUACGAGGUUGUGCCAAGCUCUUACGCGACGACACACGCGAUACGCUCGUCCUCGAGCAGCAGCAAAGUCCUGACCGUUGAUCUUCCCAGCCCCGACUCCGGCAUCGGCGCGGACGCGGUCACGCCCAGGCAAGAUCAUCACCCGCCCACGGCGCUGCACCAGUCCUCCUUCGACUACACGGAGUUAUGUCCCGGCGGAACAGCUGCAGGAGCCGCUGUGGUCCUAGAGAGCGGCGCGGUGAUACACCACCAGCCGUUGCAGCUGCAACUGCAGCAGAGCCACGCGCAAGCACAGGUGCAACGAGGGACCCUGGUGUCCUCGGCGGCCACCAAUCCGAACCCUAACCCGAAUCCUCCGAGGUCGCGACCUUGGCACGAUUUCGGCAGGCAGAACGACGCGGACAAAAUCCAGAUACCAAAAAUAUUCUCCGCCUAUGGGUUCAAAUACCACCUGGAGUCGCCAAUUAGCACGUCGCAGCGUCGUGAAGACGACAGAAUCACGUACAUUAACAAGGGACAAUUCUACGGGAUCACGCUGGACUAUGUGCCGGACCCGGACAAACCGACUCUAAAAGCUGGACAAACCGUUAAGAGCGUGGUAAUGUUGAUGUUCCGAGAAGAGAAGAGCCCAGAAGACGAGAUUAAGGCGUGGCAGUUCUGGCACGGAAGGCAACAUUCUGUCAAGCAACGUAUUCUCGAUGCUGACACGAAGAACAGCGUGGGACUGGUGGGCUGCAUAGAGGAAGUUGCACACAAUGCGAUCGCCGUUUAUUGGAACCCACUCGAAUCCUCGGCGAAGAUCAACGUAGCGGUGCAGUGUCUCAGCACUGAUUUUUCCAGUCAAAAAGGCGUAAAAGGUUUGCCUCUGCACAUCCAGGUGGACACGUACGAGGAACCGCCACCGCACACCCACACGUACACACCACCCUCGCAUCGUGGCUAUUGCCAGAUCAAGGUGUUCUGCGAUAAGGGAGCUGAAAGGAAGACUCGCGACGAGGAGAGGAGAGCAGCGAAGAGAAAGAUGACGGCCACCGGUAGGAAAAAGCUCGACGAGCUCUACCAUUCUGUUACGGAACGUAGCGAAUUUUACUCCAUGGUCGAUCUUCACAAACCUCCCGUCCUCUUCUCACCACCGGCGGAACACACCAUAGACAAGUUCUCGACGAUGGAGUUGUCGGGCUUCUACGGAGGUGGCGGCGGGGGCGGUGGCGAUACAGACACAUCGUCCCUGAGUAAUGGCGAGGGCGGAGGAUUGAAGGCAGGGGGCAGCAGCCCUUAUCCGGCCUGCGGCAGACCCAGCUUGCCGGCCCUCAAGUUCCACAACCACUUUCCGCCCGACAAUCUGACUAGCCUGCACGACAAGAAGGACUCCUUGCUGAUGCAGGUACAGGAGCUGCAAGGCUCGGUGCUGCAGGGAGUGCAACAGGCUGGCCUGGCCGGGACCGUGGUCUCCGGAGUCGGGAAUCGGCUGCAUCUGCAGCAGCAGCCGCCGCAUCUGCGCCAAGCCGACGCCGAGGAACGAGUGAUGCUGUACGUCCGCCAGGAGUCCGAGGACGUGUACACGCCGCUGCACGUCACGCCGCCGACCGUUCAGGGACUGUUGAACGCUAUUGAGUCAAAGUACAAAAUUGCAUCCUCGAGUAUUAAUAACCUCUAUCGCAAAAACACAAAGGGAAUUACAGCGAAAAUUGACGACGACAUGAUCCGAUACUACGUGGACGAGGAUCUGUUCCUCCUGGAGGUGACCCACUCUAGAGUAAACCCGGACCCGAGCAACGAGCGCAACCCGGCCAACCCUGGCUCACCGGGUGACCCAGGCGACCCCGGAGAUCCACCUGCCACUGCUGGAUACGACGUCACCCUGAUCGAGCUACCCUCGUCCCCGGCUCACAUAGCUCACUCGCCCCUCACGAAUUCCGCGCACGGCCAUGCGCACGUUCACGAGAGCGGCAACACGUGAACAACGACCGUGCCAUUGCAAGCACAAGUAGAGGAAGAAAGCGAUACGAAAGUGUAAUGCUGUACGUGGCUUUCGUUCG
Eufriesea mexicana is the source of this 3044-nucleotide messenger RNA. It is a transcript of the gene grh, whose product is annotated as grainy head. Gene Ontology annotation, molecular function: DNA-binding transcription activator activity, RNA polymerase II-specific; RNA polymerase II cis-regulatory region sequence-specific DNA binding. The record is from RefSeq and is a predicted model, not a curated record. Gene Ontology annotation, biological process: regulation of transcription by RNA polymerase II. Lineage: Eukaryota; Metazoa; Arthropoda; Insecta; Hymenoptera; Apidae. The transcript has 12 exons. Gene Ontology annotation, cellular component: nucleus. The coding region runs from base 218 to 2965 and encodes 915 amino acids.